CUCUUAAAGGUCUUUGAUUUUUGAUAGCAGAGGAAAAGGGAAAAUGCAUCUGAGCGAGAAUGAAGGGAUUGAAGGGAAUACCUUUGUGGUGACGGGUGGGUUGGGGUUCGUGGGUUCAGCUUUGUGCUUGGAGCUGGUGCGUAGAGGAGCUCGCCGAGUUCGCUCCUUUGACAACAAACCAACGUCUGCCUGGUCUGAUAAUCUCAAGAACCAUGGCGUCCAAUGCAUUCAAGGGGAUCUUGUGAACAAAAAUGAUGUUGAAAAGGCUCUUCGAGGUGCAGAUUGUGUUUUCCACCUGGCCUCAUAUGGCAUGUCAGGGAAAGAAAUGCUUCAGUUUGGUCAGGUUGAUCGUGUGAAUAUCAAUGGAACUUGGCAUGUCUUGGAAGCUUGCUUUGAACUGGGUAUCGGGAGGCUUGUUUAUGUGAGCACUUAUAAUGUAGUUUUUGGGGGAAAGGAAAUUGUGAAUGGCAACGAAGCCUUGAACUACUUCCCUAUUGAUGACAAUGAUCCUUAUGGACGAAGUAAAUCAAUUGCUGAACAGUUGGUUCUCAAGUACAAUGGCCGCCCCUUCAAGGAGAAUAAUGGGAAACAUCUCUAUACCUGUGCAGUUCGUCCAGCAGCUAUCUAUGGACCAGGUGAAGAGCGACACCUUCCAAGGAUAGUAUCUCUAGCAAAGCUAGGGUUGGUGCCAUUUAAAAUUGGAGCACCUAGUGUGAAAACAGACUGGGUUUAUGUUGAUAACCUGGUACUUGCUCUAAUAUUGGCAAGCAUGGGGCUACUUGAUGACAUUCCUGGGAAAGAGGGACGUCCAGUAGCAGCUGGCCAGGCGUACUUUAUAUCUGAUGGUUCUCCAAUCAACACAUUUGAAUUCAUCCAACCACUGCUUAGAAGUCUGGACUAUGACUUGCCAAAGUCAUGGUUAACUGUCCCCCAUGCUCUUUUACUGGGAAAGAUUUUCUGGGCCAUAUAUACAAUCUUGUAUCCAUGGUUGGAUCGAUGGUGGCUUCCCCAACCAUUUAUCCUUCCUGCUGAAGUAUAUAAGGUUGGUGUUACACACUACUUCUCAUUGCUUAAAGCUCAGCAGGAGCUUCACUAUGUUCCUAUGGUUAGCCCCCAUGAUGGCAUGGCUGCAACCAUCUCAUACUGGCAGGAAAGGAAAAGGAAAACUUUGGAUGGACCUACAAUAUAUGCAUGGUUAUUUGCUGUGAUCGGAAUGGUUCUAGUGUUAGCUGUUGCUUGGUUACCUGCCAUUGGACCUUUGUCCCUCGUUAAAGCAUUUGCUCUUCUCAUCUUCCGAUCAAUGUUAGUAUUAAGGAUAGUAUCUAUUCUUGCUACAGCAGCGCAUCUUUUUGAGGCUAUAUAUGCAUGGUUCCUGGCAAAACGGGUGGAUCCUGCUAAUGCAAGAGGUUGGUUUUGGCAGACUUUUGCUCUUGGCAUCUUUUCAUUGCGUUUUCUACUGAAGAGAGCGAAAGUGCAGAAGUGAGCACUUCUUUCAUGUGUUGUUGUAGUGCGUUGUGAUGCAAGACAAAUGAUACCAAUUUUUUAGUAAGACUCAUCGGAAGUGAAAAACUUCCCCAUAUCAUGAGACUGCAGAAGCCAGUCCAGGGUAACAAUAAACAGAAAUCGUUUGCAAUUUACAGAAGGCCAAGGGCACCAUUGCACCUUACACAUUUUUUCUUUAUGUGGUUAACAUCUUCAAUUAGUUUUUGUUUUGAUCAACACUCUUCAUUACUCAAAAUCUGUCAAAAUUUAGAAAUUAAUAGUCAAACCUUCU
Rubroshorea leprosula is the source of this 1774-nucleotide messenger RNA. The record is from the annotation of a GenBank genome assembly. Lineage: Eukaryota; Viridiplantae; Streptophyta; Magnoliopsida; Malvales; Dipterocarpaceae.